GACACCUUACUCUGUAUGCUCAAUAUAAUGUAAUUGUAUGCAUUAAUGAAUUGCUCUCUUGUUGUUGUGAUGGCAGAGAGUUUUGUUGAAGCUGAUAGAGAGGAGGAGGAGGCGCUAUCGCUUCACAAAACAGCCCAUGAAAUGUUCAUUGAUGGGGAUGAACCUCCCCCUCGCUACAUAGUCAAAGAAAGCAUUUUUGGGAGUUUACAUUCAUCUUCUUCUCCUCUUCCAUUGAUUCCCAUUCCAGUUAUUGACAUCGCUCUUCUCUCCUCCCCCCAACAACUCCACAAACUCAGAUCAACUCUCAGCUCUUGGGGUUGCUUUCAGGCAAUAGGGCAUGGUAUUCCAGAUUCAUUCCUUGACAAGGUACGGGAUGUUGCAAAACAAUUCUUUUCACUUCCAGUGGAAGAGAAAAAGAAGUACUCUCGAGCGGAAAAAGAUGGCGAAGGGCAUGGGGGUGACUUAAUAGUCUCACACAAACAAGUUCUCGAUUGGUCAGAUCGCCUCGCUCUUAAAGUACUCCCUGAAGAUCAAAGAAGACUCAAUCUUUGGCCAGAAUCUCCAGCUGAUUUUAGAGAGAUCACACAUGAGUAUUCGUUGAAGGUAAAGUGUGUUCUAGAUAUUCUCUUCAAGGCCAUUGCUAAGUCACUGAACUUGGAAGAAGACAGCUUUUUGAACCAAUUUGGACAGAGAGCACAAUUGAUUGCAAGGUUUAACUUCUACCCACCAUGUCCGAGGCCAGAACAAGUUCUUGGCCUGAAACCUCACUCAGACAAGUCAGGAGUGACGGUGCUGUUGCAAGACAAGGAAGUGGAAGGUCUUCAUGUUCUCAAAGAUGAUCAGUGGUUCAGAGUCCCCAUUGUUCCACAUGCCCUUGUUGUCAAUGUUGGGGAUCAAAUGCAGAUAAUGACUAAUGGAAUAAUCAAGAGCCCAGUGCACCGGGCAGUGACAAACCCAGAAAAGCUGAGGAUAUCUGUGGCAGUGUCAAAUGAGCCAGAGCCAGAGAAGGAGAUUGGACCAGAGGAAGGGUUGAUAGAUGAGAAAAGGCCCAGGUUAUACAGAAAUGUUAAAAACUAUGCUGCUGUCAACUUUGAAUGCUUUCAGAAGGGAGAGGUAGCAAUUGAGACAGUCAAAGUCUAAUUUCCAGUAGAUAAGAUUAAUGAUGGUGAAUAAGACUUGAGCUUUCAGACUAUGUUAGACAAUGCUCUUUCUCUUCUUAAUGUUAAUGAUGGUAUAGAAUGUCAAUGGAAGUUGUUCAUACAUAUCACUUAAAUAA
Molecule: messenger RNA, 1276 nt
Organism: Camellia sinensis
Lineage: Eukaryota; Viridiplantae; Streptophyta; Magnoliopsida; Ericales; Theaceae
Product: codeine O-demethylase
Source: RefSeq, a predicted model, not a curated record